GCUCCGUAUUCGAAGUCGUGCUACACAUAAUAAUACGAGAUACGGCGGAGCAACGUUCCGACCGAUCGUGUUUCCUUCAGUUCCCACCUCCGCGGUUCCGCCCCUAGCGCAUCCCGCCGCCCAUGGCCGCCGUCGUCUCCGACCUCGUCGACUUUCUCAACGCCUCGCCCACCGCUUUCCACGCCGUCGAUGAGGCGAAGCGACUGCUGAAGGCGGCGGGGUUCGAGCAGCUUUCGGAGCGGGAGGAGUGGACGGGGCUUCAGCCCGGCCGGAAGUACUUCUUCACACGCAACCACUCCGCCAUCGUCGCCUUCGCUAUCGGCGCCAAGUACGUUGCCGGUAAUGGGUUCCACAUCAUUGGCGCACAUACGGACAGUCCAUGCCUGAAGCUCAAGCCUGUCACCAAGAUAACCAAGGGAGGUUAUCUUGAGGUUGGAGUCCAAACCUAUGGAGGUGGAUUGUGGUAUACAUGGUUUGACCGUGAUCUUACCAUUGCUGGUAGGGUGCUUGUGCGAGAGAAGAAGGACGGUGUGGUCUCUUAUGGACAUAAGCUUGUAAGAGUGCAAGAGCCUAUCAUGAGAAUCCCCACUUUGGCUAUUCACCUAGACAGGACUAUCUCCUCGGAAGGUCUCAAGAUUAACAAUCAGAAUCAUCUUGUCCCAGUGCUGGGCACAUUGAUUAAGCAUGAAAUGCAGAAAUUAGUGGAAGGAAAUGUUCCAGGGGAGUCAUCCGGUGGCGAAAACACAAAGCACCAUCCACUAUUGUUGCAGUUGAUUGCUAAAGAGGCUAAUUGUGAAGUUGAUGAGAUCUGUGAUUUCGAGCUGCAGCUGUGUGAUACCCAACCAAGCGUUGUAGCAGGUGCCAUGAAAGAAUUCAUCUUUUCGGGAAGGCUUGACAACCUUUGCAUGUCAUUUUGUUCACUGAAGGCCCUGGUGGAGUCAACUUCUACCGACCACUCUCUUGAUCAUGAAUCUGGCGUCAGGAUGGUGGCUCUAUUUGAUCAUGAGGAGGUUGGUUCUGAUUCGGCUCAGGGAGCUGGUUCGCCUGCAAUGCUGGAUGCUUUAACAAGAAUCACAUGCUGCUUUAACCAUUCAAAUUCCAAGUUGCUAGAAAAGGCUAUUCAAAGGAGUUUCCUUGUAUCUGCAGAUAUGGCUCAUGCCUUGCACCCCAAUUAUAUGGAAAAGCACGAGGAGAACCACCAGCCAAAGUUGCAUGGUGGACUUGUGAUUAAGCACAAUGCUAAUCAACGAUAUGCUACAAAUGCCGUGACAGCUUUUAUUUUCCAAGAAAUUGCUGAGAGGCACCAGUUACCUAUCCAGGAUUUUGUUGUUCGCAACGACAUGGCUUGUGGGUCAACAAUCGGGCCAAUACUCGCCAGCGGUGUUGGUAUUCGUACUGUGGAUAUUGGAGCACCACAAUUGUCUAUGCACAGCAUCAGGGAGAUGUGCGCCGUUGACGACGUCAACUACUCAUAUGAACACCUCAAGGCAUAUUUUGAAGAAUUCACUGAAUUGGACAACAAAGUCAAAGUAGACUGCUGAGGUGUAGUAGGCAACCAUAUUGGGUCAGCAGAACCUGUACUUCUACAAUCACAGCUACAAUGAAUAAUUAGUAAUGUCAGAUUAUGUAUGUUAGUGAAGACGUGAAUAAAUCAUGGAAAAUAUGCAUGUUUUUCUUUCU
This is a messenger RNA of Triticum urartu, 1680 nucleotides long. Its product is annotated as Zn-dependent exopeptidases superfamily protein. Gene Ontology annotation, biological process: proteolysis. NCBI's taxonomy places the organism in Eukaryota, Viridiplantae, Streptophyta, Magnoliopsida, Poales, Poaceae. Gene Ontology annotation, molecular function: zinc ion binding; aminopeptidase activity. The record is from RefSeq and is a predicted model, not a curated record.